Messenger RNA from Micropterus salmoides (largemouth bass), 1453 nucleotides. It is a transcript of the gene dmc1, whose product is annotated as DNA meiotic recombinase 1. Gene Ontology annotation, biological process: chromosome organization involved in meiotic cell cycle; mitotic recombination; DNA repair. Gene Ontology annotation, molecular function: ATP binding; double-stranded DNA binding; ATP-dependent DNA damage sensor activity. NCBI's taxonomy places the organism in Eukaryota, Metazoa, Chordata, Actinopteri, Centrarchiformes, Centrarchidae. The record is from RefSeq and is a predicted model, not a curated record. The transcript has 13 exons. Gene Ontology annotation, cellular component: condensed nuclear chromosome; nucleus. Bases 304 to 1332 code for a protein of 342 amino acids.
ACCCAGGAGCACUUUAACUUUUACCUUUUAACUUAAACUUGUAUUUUUUUAGUUAGUAUCUCAACAUUCUUGUAGUUUUCUAGUUAAGGUACCUGAACAGGAAAAUAUUCAAGUUUUGACAGUUUGUCCAACACUCUGGUUGAUGUCAUGAGCAGCUGAAAGACAAGAGUUUAGUUAACUUAAUGAGUCAGACAUUAAAGCUAACUUUACUUAGAAAGUAAGCUAACCUAGCUGACUUUGGUUAAAUAUCCUUACUGGCAUCAACAGAACCAGCAAAAUCAUUCAACAUACAUUACAUUGAAAAUGAAAGCUGCAGAGGAUCAGGUUGUUGAAGAUGAUUCUGGUUUCCAGGAUGAUGAGGAGUCCUUCUUCCAAGACAUUGACCUACUCCAGAAACAUGGGAUUAAUAUGGCAGACAUCAAGAAGAUGAAGUCAGUGGGUAUCUGCACUGUGAAGGGGAUCCAGAUGACAACUCGCAAGGCUUUGUGCAACAUCAAGGGCCUGUCAGAGGCAAAAGUGGAAAAAAUCAAGGAGGCUGCUGGGAAAAUGCUGAAUGUGGGUUUCCAGACUGCCUUUGAGUACAGCGCAAAGAGGAAGCAGGUGUUUCACAUCACAACUGGGAGCCAAGAGUUUGAUAAACUUUUAGGUGGAGGUAUAGAGAGUAUGGCUAUCACAGAGGCCUUUGGAGAGUUCCGCACAGGGAAAACCCAGCUGUCUCACACAUUCUGUGUCACUUCUCAGCUGCCAGGCGAGGAUGGCUACUCAGGCGGGAAAGUCAUCUUCAUUGACACAGAGAACACCUUUCGUCCAGACAGACUAAGAGACAUUGCUGACAGGUUUAAUGUGGACCAUGAUGCUGUGCUGGACAACGUUCUUUACGCCCGGGCUUAUACCAGUGAACACCAGAUGGAGCUGUUGGACUUUGUAGCUGCGAAAUUCCAUGAGGAAGGAGGAGUGUUCAAACUGUUGAUCAUCGACUCUAUCAUGGCUCUGUUCAGAGUAGACUUCUCUGGUCGUGGAGAGCUGGCCGAACGGCAGCAGAAACUGGCCCAGAUGCUCUCCAGGCUGCAGAAGAUCUCUGAAGAGUACAACGUAGCAGUGUUUGUCACGAACCAAAUGACGGCUGAUCCCGGCGCAGGGAUGACAUUUCAAGCUGACCCCAAGAAGCCAAUUGGAGGACACAUCCUGGCCCACGCCUCCACCACACGGAUCAGCCUGAGGAAGGGGCGUGGAGAGAUGAGGAUUGCCAAAAUAUUUGACAGUCCUGAUAUGCCUGAGAAUGAGGCCACUUUUGCCAUCUCUGCUGGAGGAGUUACCGACGCCAAAGAAUGAAGGGUAAAAGGAAAAGAGACACAUGUUUGCACAGUUUCCUGUUCAUGUCAAUUUAGUACAUUUAAGGUAUUUUUAAUGAAUGUAUUUAUUGAGUUUUAUAAAUUUAUAUAACCUCCUAAAG